AUGAUAGGCUACAGAAUGGUAGGAUCCACGCAAGGGUCUAUCGCAAGGUCGAGAAGCGAUACGACAGACCCGGCGUCUGUCGUCGAAGAAAGGGCUCUUGUACCUAGGAGCUCCUCGCCACCACUGCGCACUCUCGACGACGUUCGCGAUCAAGUAUCCCAAGAGAUCGCCGUUCAUACUAUCACAAAAGCGAGGUAUAUGGAUGGAGUUAGAAUCGGUGUGCGCUUGGUCAUGUCGAAAAGCGAGGACGAAUACUUCCUCGGGCAAGUAGCCGGGAGGAUACAGCACCAGCUAUCCCUGCACGAGCACCUGUUCGCCGUCGGGACCACUGCUCAAACUGCGAGGUCAGCCUCAAGUACCCUUAUCAUCUGCGGUUCUUCCCCAGACUUUGUACAACGAGCUGUGCUUCUCGCCAGUUCGAAGUUCAUCGGCAGAGUUAUAGCCGCGAAGACGAAAGACUACCGAUGGGUGGCGACGAUCCAGGAUCUCGGAGUAUCUCCAUACGACGAAGACGCGCUAUGGGAUGUUCUCUCCAAAGCUGCACGAAGCCCUAUGGACCCCCUAGCUCCUCCGCCCGGUUCAAAGGGUAUUGACCAGAUCCUAUCAGAAGCCCGUGCAAAGCUGCAGCGAAUUAGCCCGGAGCAGGCUUUGGACGAAUUGAGAGAGACCCAAGUGGGUGCUCCGACUUUUUUGGUCGACAUCCGACCACAAGCCCAACGCGAGAAGGAGGGUGGCAUCCACGGCUCCCUUAUCAUCGAGCGGAACGUCCUCGAAUGGCGCUUCGAUCCGAGGUGCACCGCCCGACUUGCUAUUGCGGAUCGAUAUGAUCUGCGGAUUAUCGUGUUCUGCCAGGAAGGAUAUACCUCGAGUCUCGCGGCGUAUUCUCUGCAGCAAAUGGGGCUACUGAAUGCGACGGAUAUCAUUGGAGGGUUUGGAGCAUGGAGAGAAGCGGGUCUUCCUAUUGACCUUGACAGGCGUGAUGCAAGGUCGCUCGUCUCGCUCGCGGGGUCGGUCGUAUAG
Molecule: messenger RNA, 1020 nt
Organism: Cyclocybe aegerita
Lineage: Eukaryota; Fungi; Basidiomycota; Agaricomycetes; Agaricales; Hemipholiotaceae
Source: the annotation of a GenBank genome assembly